UCCCCCUAAAAAAAAGAUGUCAGCCCCUGGCUGGAGUAUUCCUCCUUAAAAACCCUCUCUGAAAAUGUCAUGUCCCAACAAUGUGACUUCUAACUCGUUUUUGAUGGACUCGUUGGCCGGUACCUGUAGAGGGGAGAAUUAUUCCUCCAGCCAAGGGAUGUACAUGCAGCCUGGGAGCGAUUUCAGCUGCGGAGUCAUGAGGAACUGUGGAAUUAUCCCGUCUCUUUCCAAAAGGGACGAGGUGAAUAGCGCUACCUUGUCUCUCAGCACCUAUCCAUCUUACCUUUCUCAGCUAGACACUUGGUGUGACCCCAAAAAUACGUACAGGAUCGAGCAACCUGUUGCAAGACAGCUCCCAUCCUGCUCCUUCCCAACCAAUGUCAAGGAAGAGAAUGUUUGCUGUAUGUAUAACGCUGAUAAAAGAGCUAAAAAUGCCACAGAGACAGCCCUCUACCCCAACCAAAUGCCUGAGUCUUGCCUAAAUGACCAUGAAGUCCCCGUUCCUAGCUACUACCGAGCAAGCCAAGGUUACCCCUCCAUGGAGAAGACGUCAAACUGCAGCAAUCCAAAUGAGUUUGAGGCAAGUUUUGAAUCCAGGGCGAGCCUGAACCCAAGGAAUGAGCAUCUGGAACCAGCACCACCACCUCCUCCACCUCCUCCGCCGCCCCCGGUGGCUAAAGUGAGUUUCCCCGAAAACACAAAAACAGAUAAUACUCAGAACACAUCCACGAACGAAAUUAAAACAGAAAAAAGCGCCCCAGCACCCAAAAUAAGUCCUUCGGAAGCAGAGAAAGACCUGAAUAAAAACACUGACACCAGCACUGACAAUUCUGACAAUGAAGCAAAAGAGGAUAUAAAGGCAGAAAACACUACAGGAAAUUGGCUGACAGCAAAGAGCGGAAGAAAGAAAAGGUGUCCUUACACCAAGCACCAGACGCUGGAGCUGGAGAAGGAAUUCUUGUUCAAUAUGUACUUGACCCGUGAGCGCCGCCUGGAGAUUAGUAAGAGCAUUAACCUGACAGACAGACAAGUCAAAAUCUGGUUUCAAAACCGCAGGAUGAAACUCAAGAAAAUGAACAGAGAGAACCGAAUCCGUGAACUGACUUCCAAUUUUAAUUUCACUUGAGUGUGCUCCAGCCCCUAUGCAGGCGAGGGAGC
Cygnus olor (mute swan) is the source of this 1158-nucleotide messenger RNA. RefSeq names its product homeobox C10 (gene HOXC10). Gene Ontology annotation, cellular component: nucleus. Gene Ontology annotation, molecular function: DNA-binding transcription factor activity, RNA polymerase II-specific; RNA polymerase II cis-regulatory region sequence-specific DNA binding. Gene Ontology annotation, biological process: regulation of transcription by RNA polymerase II. The record is from RefSeq and is a predicted model, not a curated record. The transcript has 2 exons. Lineage: Eukaryota; Metazoa; Chordata; Aves; Anseriformes; Anatidae. Bases 65 to 1126 code for a protein of 353 amino acids.